UCAGUUCGGGUCUUCUGAUAACUUUCCAACGGAUAUACUUCGGGCUUUUAUGAUCAUUUAGUAUUAUUAUAAAAGUAACUAGAAGACAAUUACACAGURAAAAUGGCACGUUCAGGAUUUCAAUUGAUCCAGUAUUUUGCAGUAUUUAUUGUGUUUUUAAAUGAUUGUUCAGCAAAUGGAAUAAAAGAAUGGAGUACAUUGCCAGUUUAUGGGAUGCUAGCAAACGCAGAACUAUUAAAUUCAACUAAAUGUGGCAAGGAACUCACUGAAUUUCGACAAGCCAUUGAUAAGCGUAUAUUAUGGAGCWUAAGAGUAAUCGACGCAAGCGGCAGACCCACAUCUGGAUUCAUUUAUGGAAAUAAUUAUUGGUUCGGUAGUAAAGACCAGUGCGAAGAUGUCGAAAAUAGAAAUCCYUUAAGUUUAUCGAAAGAAGUACUACAAAAUAAUUCGAAAUAUCGUCCCAUCGAAGAUGAAUUUCCACCUUUCGAAGUGAAAUAUUUUGUCGCUAAUAUUCGACAUAAUAGYACUAUGCAAUAUCACAUUGUAGUAGAUAACGAAGACWUAAUAGUAUUAGGUAUGUGUUURCCAGCAUCMUGUUCRAAGGAUCAACUUUUUACUCUAUUAGAAAUCUCCUUAAAAGAUGGGACUAUUCUUCAAGACGAACUAUAUUUAGCCCACUUUUCAUUGGUUGAA
Molecule: messenger RNA, 693 nt
Organism: Polistes dominula (European paper wasp)
Lineage: Eukaryota; Metazoa; Arthropoda; Insecta; Hymenoptera; Vespidae
Product: nose resistant to fluoxetine protein 6
Molecular function (GO): acyltransferase activity, transferring groups other than amino-acyl groups
Source: RefSeq, a predicted model, not a curated record